Trichosurus vulpecula (common brushtail) is the source of this 507-nucleotide messenger RNA. Its product is annotated as Sjoegren syndrome nuclear autoantigen 1 homolog. Bases 39 to 398 code for a protein of 119 amino acids. Gene Ontology annotation, cellular component: ciliary basal body; centrosome. The record is from RefSeq and is a predicted model, not a curated record. NCBI's taxonomy places the organism in Eukaryota, Metazoa, Chordata, Mammalia, Diprotodontia, Phalangeridae. The transcript has a single exon.
GGGAGUAGGAGGCGGCCGGCGGUGGGAGCCCAGGGAGGAUGAGCCAGCAGGGAGCGGCGCUUCAGAACUACAACAACGAGCUGGUCAAGUGCAUCGAGGAACUGUGCCAGAAGCGGGAGGAGCUGUGCCGGCAGAUCCAGCAGGAGGAGGAUGAGAAGCAGAGGCUCCAAGGCGAAGUGCGGCAGCUGACGGAGAAACUGGCCCAGGUCAACGAGAACUUGGCGCGGAAGAUCGCCUCCCAAAACGAGUUUGACCGCACCAUUGCAGAGACAGAGGCCGCUUACCUCAAGAUUCUGGAAAGUUCUCAGACACUGCUCAAUGUCCUGAAGCGAGAAGCAGGGAAUCUAAGCAAGGCUGCAGCCCAGGACCAGAAGAGUGCUAUGGGCAAGGACAGCUGAACUGGGACCAUGGGCUAGAGCCUGGGGCUUGCCUAAUACUCCCCUUUGUAGGCCUGCAGGUGACUUCCUUGAGAGGGAAUCUGUUAAUAAAGUAUCUUUGUUUUUCAUA